Molecule: messenger RNA, 1099 nt
Organism: Lampris incognitus (smalleye Pacific opah)
Lineage: Eukaryota; Metazoa; Chordata; Actinopteri; Lampriformes; Lampridae
Gene: pcyt1ba
Product: phosphate cytidylyltransferase 1B, choline a
Exons: 8
Coding region: 56-1099 (347 amino acids)
Biological process (GO): CDP-choline pathway
Molecular function (GO): phosphatidylcholine binding; choline-phosphate cytidylyltransferase activity
Source: RefSeq, a predicted model, not a curated record
UCACAUACCGGGGGGGGGGACAAGAGCCGCAUCCUAUGGGUCUUCUUUGGGAAUAAUGGAGGAGCUUGAACACACCUGUCCACAUCCGCGGACGACUCUGACUGAGCCAGCCAUCUUCGCCAAGGAGACCAGUUGUGACUGUCGUGCCCCUCAUGAGAGACUUACCAUUGCCCAAGCCCGCAAAGGGACCCCAGUGGACCGGCCAGUCAGAGUCUAUGCAGAUGGCAUCUUUGACCUGUUCCACUCCGGCCAUGCUCGAGCGCUCAUGCAGGCCAAGAACCUCUUCCCCAACACUUAUCUGAUAGUUGGAGUGUGCAGUGAUGAGCUGACCCAUAAGUACAAGGGGUUCACGGUCAUGACGGAGGACGAACGCUACGAGGCACUAAGACACUGUCGCUAUGUGGACGAGGUGGUGAGAGACGCACCCUGGACGCUCACACCAGACUUCCUUGAAAAACACAAGAUCGAUUUUGUAGCUCAUGACGAUAUCCCGUACUCCUCAGCAGGAACUGAGGAUGUAUACAAACACAUCAAGGAGGCAGGCAUGUUUGUGCCUACCCAGCGGACAGAGGGCAUCUCCACCUCUGAUCUCAUCACCCGAAUCGUCAGGGACUACGACGUCUAUGCCCGCCGCAAUCUCCAGCGUGGCUACACUGCCAAAGAGCUCAAUGUCAGCUACAUCAACGAGAAAAAGUACCGGCUACAAAACCAAGUGGACCGUAUGAAAGAGAAGGUCCGCAACGUGGAGGAGAAGAGCAAACACUUUGUGUACAGGGUGGAGGAGAAGAGCCACGACCUCAUCCAGAAGUGGGAGGAGAAAUCCAGAGAGUUCAUCGGCAACUUCCUAGAACUCUUUGGUCCCGACGGGACCUGGAAACAGGUGUUCCAGGAGCGCAGCGGGCGGAUGCUCUCCUACGCCCUGUCUCCCCGGGAGUCACCUUGCAACAGCCCUCCGCGGGAGCUUUCGCCGUUGCGCUCUCCUUCUCCUCCGUCUCCCCCCUCCCGCUGGCACAACGCUCGGCCGUCGCCCCCCACCUCCCCAAAAGGAGCGUCUGCCUCCUUAAGCAGCAUGAGCGAAGGCGACGAGGACGAGAAGUAG